This is a messenger RNA of Electrophorus electricus (electric eel), 2569 nucleotides long. RefSeq names its product solute carrier family 37 member 4b (gene slc37a4b). NCBI's taxonomy places the organism in Eukaryota, Metazoa, Chordata, Actinopteri, Gymnotiformes, Gymnotidae. Gene Ontology annotation, biological process: phosphate ion transmembrane transport; glucose-6-phosphate transport. The record is from RefSeq and is a predicted model, not a curated record. Gene Ontology annotation, molecular function: glucose 6-phosphate:phosphate antiporter activity. Gene Ontology annotation, cellular component: endoplasmic reticulum membrane.
AGGGAGGGAGUUCCUGCAACACCAAGCAGUUCUGAACCAGUGCCCGGAUCGAUGGAGAUCCUGAACCACUGAAGGUGUUGUGGGAUCUGGUUCUUGCUCAGUGACUAGGAUAUGCUUUGGAGCGGCAGCGGUCAAGUUUUUGCGUUGGAUUAAAGAGACCGAAGGAAACGGACUUUUCCUCACCCCCCAUUAUUGAUAGCCCGCUGUGAUGGGACUUGGAAGGGGAAAACUGGCUGUCAUCGGUCGCCGAAAGUUUUGUUUCGAAAGUUCUGCUUCCGCCGUAAAAGUUACAUUUGGUGGAGAGGUUUGAACCUAGCUUAACAACACAUUUUUUAAAAACCCCUUUUUUUGGCAGAUCUUUUUGAUCAGCAUCUCACGACUGAAGAAGAAUGUCGGCGACAGGUUAUGGGUACUAUCGUUCUGUCAUUUUUAUCUCAAUGUUUUUGGGAUACCUCUUAUACUACUUCAACAGGAAGACGUUCUCUUUCCUGAUGCCAUCGGUUAUGGAGGAGAUUAAAUUGGAUAAGGAAGAACUCGGGCUGAUCACCAGCAGUCAAACGAUGGCCUACGCCAUCAGCAAGUUUGUGAGCGGCAUACUGUCGGACCAGCUCAGCGCCCGCUGCCUCUUCUCCGCUGGCCUCUUAAUCGUUGGGGGCAUCAACGUGCUCUUCUCCUGCUCCUCCUCGGUCGCAGUCUUCACAGGGCUCUGGUUUGUGAAUGGCCUCGGCCAGGGCUUCGGAUGGCCCCCCUGUGGCAAGGUGCUACGGAAGUGGUUCGAGCCAUCCCAGUUUGGAACGUGGUGGGCAGUUCUUUCCUGCAGCAUGAACCUGGCGGGGAGUCUGGGUCCUAUCAUUACCACUGUGCUUGCUCAGCACUACAGCUGGAGGGCUGUCAUCUCCGUGUCUGGCCUCGUCUGCAUGGCCUUUUCCUUCGUCUGCCUGAUGUUGGUCAGGAACGAGCCAGGAGACGUGGGCCUGCCCAGUAUAGAGCCACGGCCCAGCAAGGGAAAAAGAAGCAAAGGCACCCCGAAUGAUGAGAGCACUCUUAAAGAUUUCCUGCUCUCUCCCUACCUGUGGGUACUGUCUUUCGCAUAUCUGGUGGUGUUUGGAGUGAAGAUUGCAUGCACUGACUGGGGACAGCUGUUCCUGAUGCAAGAGAAAGGACAGUCUGCUAUGAUGGGCAGUUCAUACAUGAGUGCCCUGGAACUGGGAGGAUUUGCUGGUAGCAUUGUGGCAGGCUUCCUCUCUGACAGAGCAGUUGCACGACAAGGACUGGGUACCCAUGGCAACCCUCGGCAUGGCCUUCUCUUAAUCAUGAUGGCAGGCAUGGCCGUGUCUAUGUAUCUCUUACGGGUCACCAUCACACCAGAGGACCCAAUGGAAGCUCCGUUCUGGGUUAUUGCUCUCCAUCCAGUCUCUGUCCUCACCGGUGUGUCUGAGAAACAGAUUUGGAUAUUGGCUCUAGGUGCUCUUUUUGGUUUCUCUUCGUACGGUCCAAUCGCAUUGUUUGGGGUAAUUGCCAACGAGACCGCUCCCUCCAACUACUGCGGAACAUCACAUGCCAUUGUAGCCCUUAUGGCAAACAUUGGUGCCUUCUUUGCUGGCCUGCCUUUCAGCACCAUCGCUAAGCGCUACAGUUGGGACACAGCAUUCUGGGUGGCCGAGGUGACCUGCGCACUGACCACCAUCUGCUUCUUCGCUCUUCGCAACAUGUGGACCAAGAUGGGCCGGGAACACAAAAAGGCAGACUGAUCUGCACAAACAGAUCACCGACUCAGAUCUGAAUCAAAUUCACAAACGGAGAAUGGACCCUGCUCUGACUGUUCUCCAUAAACAGAACACGGACCCUGCUCUGACUGAUCUUCACAAACUGGGCAUGGACUCUGCUCUGACAUGGCAAUGGAUUUUUAAAAUCUGUGGGCUGAAAAAUUCAUAUGUAUGCCAUUAGUUAUGAAAUCACUCAAUAAUUGUAUUGUUAUAGAUGCAGACUGCUAACAUUUUCAGUAUACCUUCAUCACUUUCCACUGAAGAAACAUAAAACAUUGUAUAAUUAGGACUUGAAUGAUAAUUACAUUGUCAGAUUAUACAUUUAAUGCAGAAAUAUUGCUGGUAAGGUAUGCCUAAUACUACAGCUUCUACAUAAUAGAUUUAAGAAACAUCUUGCACAAAAGUCAUCAAACAUUUGUGGUAUGACAAACUUGGUUAAUAAUUUAAAUAGUCCGUGAGGAUUGUUUAUUUUUGUUUAUUUUAGAAUUAUUGUGUGUAAGUAGGCUUAAUUCCACAAUUUCCGGGUGGCAGAUAUAAGGAUUAAAACAAGAAAAAGAUGUUGUGCCUUUGAAGAAAGUCCAUUAGUUGUAUUUCAAGUUCUCUAUUGUUGCUUUAUGUGAAACAACUGAGAAACUAUUUCUGUGACAUUCCUCAGCACAAACCAGAGGAUACAGUGCUGUAUUCUAGUUAAGUGCAUUUAAAGUAUGAUGGAAUGCCAAAUGUCAGGGAUGUGGAGUAUGCUUCAUCAUAUGCAAACUACUGCACAUUUACUGACUGAAAUUAAAAAAAUCUCUUGGCUGUUU